CCGACCCGAUAUCGAUCUCCUGAUCAACUUCAAUUCAUCAGAAAUUAGGGAUAUCAAUUUCCCCAAUUCAUUGUCUGUUGUUCCAGAGAUCUAAAGCAAUCAAGCUAUGGGAGGCCAUGGAGGUUUGAACAUUCUCCCACAGAAGCGAUGGAACGUGUACAACUUCGAUAACCGUGAGAAAGUAAAGCGAGACGAGGAAGCCGCGGCUAAAGAGGAACAGCUCAAGCAGGAACAAUCUCGCAAGCGCGAUUCCGAAUAUCGGCUCGAGCAGCUCCGUCAAGCCCGUGGCUUAUCAUCAGCAGCAGCGCCGUCGUCUUCAUCGUCAAGUCGAGUCAAAAAAUCGUCAUCCGAACAGAAAUCGCCGGAGGAGAAACCGGGAAAGAAGGAUUCUAACCACAUCAACUUGUUCGAAGGGAUUCGAAUCUUCGAUCCAGUUAAAGCAAAAGAUNCUAUAAAAAGCAAUCAAGCUAUGGGAGGCCAUGGAGGUUUGAACAUUCUCCCACAGAAGCGAUGGAACGUGUACAACUUCGAUAACCGUGAGAAAGUAAAGCGAGACGAGGAAGCCGCGGCUAAAGAGGAACAGUUCAAGCAGGAACAAUCUCGUAAGCGCGAUUCUGAGUAUCGACUCGAGCAGCUCCGUCAAGCCCGUGGCUUAUCAUCAGCAGCAGCGCCGUCGUCUUCAUCGUCAAGUCACGUCAAAAAAUUGUCGUCAGAACAGAAAUCGCCGGAGGAGAAACCGGGAAAGAAGGAUUCUAACCACAUCAACUUGUUCGAAGGGAUUCGAAUCUUCGAUCCAGUUAAAGCAAAAGAUGAGGAGAAAGACGGAAGGGAUAAGAAGAGAGCGAAGAAAGAGCAACCACCGAGAGUUAUUACUCCGGAGGAUGAGAAGUAUAGGUUAGGGUAUGGAAUUGUUGGUAAAGGAACGAAAUUGCCUUGGUAUUUGGAGAAACCGAAAGAGGAUUCUAGUGAAAAGAGUGACGAAGAUAAUGAUUAUUCAAGGCCUGUGAAAAAGAGUAAUGGGAAAAAGACGGUGGAGGAAUUGCGACAAGAGAGGUUGGAGAGGGAGAGGAAGGAAAAGGGAAGAGAAAGAGCUUUGUUAAUGGAGAAGAAUCGAAAAGAUGGAGGAUUCUCACGACGAAGAUGAGGGCAAAGAACACAAAGAAAGUGGAUCUGUGUACCUAGAAUUGUUUACUGAGAGCUCUCCAGGAAAAAGCAUGGCUGGAUGCAGUUCCAUUCUUGAAUAUGUCUAUUUUCAUUUCACCGGAACAAUGUGCGAAAAGUUCCAUGCUCUCAUUGUAUCUACUUUAGUUUGGCAAGCGCAUCGGAGAGUCCAUAUCUUACAGAGAGCAAAUUGUAUGCUCGAGGGAACUGUUCAGUUUGAAGGGCCUGAUUGACCUGGGAGUGGAUUAUGGAAUUCUUGCUUAGCCUGGGUUUAUACUUUCUGAAAAAGAAUAAGUCAAAAACCAAUACCCCUGGGAAGCCGAUCCCAAAAAUGUUUCUGAGCAGCAAAAUGUUCUGCUUUCUUCCCUUGUGUACAUGCCAUAGAAGUUAUGAAGUGAAAAGUUGAAUUUCCUUGUUAUAGUAGGUAGUGCUCCUGUAUUGUUAGCUGUAAGUUGCUGAAGAUAUUUGUGCUUUAGAGAAUAAAUUAGGACAGUCAUAGGCCACAGAAGACUCUCAAAGAUAAUCAGCUUUUCGAAAUCUUUAUCCAAAAGAAGUCUUGAAUUUGUUAAUUUGGAUCUUUGAUUUGGCUGGGUUUUGUUUCUUUGCAUUUUUGUAUGUUCAUGUCAUCUGUUUCACUUGAAGAUAAUUCCCUUUAAAAAAUUGAAAAUUU
Molecule: messenger RNA, 1831 nt
Organism: Solanum stenotomum
Lineage: Eukaryota; Viridiplantae; Streptophyta; Magnoliopsida; Solanales; Solanaceae
Exons: 3
Coding region: 107-1144 (345 amino acids)
Source: RefSeq, a predicted model, not a curated record